Anopheles coustani is the source of this 858-nucleotide messenger RNA. RefSeq names its product clavesin-1-like. The coding region runs from base 1 to 858 and encodes 285 amino acids. The record is from RefSeq and is a predicted model, not a curated record. Gene Ontology annotation, cellular component: membrane. Gene Ontology annotation, molecular function: phosphatidylinositol bisphosphate binding. The transcript is spliced from 3 exons. NCBI's taxonomy places the organism in Eukaryota, Metazoa, Arthropoda, Insecta, Diptera, Culicidae.
AUGGGAUCGUUUGAGUUGGAAACCGCACCACCUAGUGCUGAACUCCUCGAAGUGGCUCGAGAGGAACUUCGCGAAACUCCGGAAGUUCGCCAGGCGGCCGUUGAGGAGCUGCGCAAGUUGCUGCUGGCCGCCACCGAUCUCAACUUCCCGGACGAUGAGGAAUUCCUUAUCAUCUUCCUCCGGCCGACCAAGUUCUAUGCAGAGAGUGCCCUGAAGUUGAUGCGUAACAUUGCCGAGUUCAACAAGACCUACAAAGAGACGCUGUUUAACCUGAUGCCGACCGAUGUGAUGAACGUGUUCAUCGAGCACAACAUUAUCAACAUCCUGACGAACCGCGACCAGAAGGGGCGCCGUAUGAUGGUCGUCAAUAUGGGCGAAACGUGGGAUCCUAAGGCUGUGUCGGAGGAGCAUAUCUUCCGCGUGCUGUACACGAUCCACAAGCUGGCCGUGCUCGAGCCGGCCACACAGAUCAACGGAGUGGUUGUGAUCUACGACUUCAAGGGCAUGGGCAUGAAGCACGUCCGCUCGAUGUCCCCCAGUGGUGCCAAGCGUCUCCUGACCUUCAUCCAGGAGGCAAGCCCACUCCGAGUCAAGGGCAUCCAUUUUAUCAACCAGCCCAUGCUGUUCAGCAUGGUGUGGUCGCUGUUCAAGCCAUUUGUCCAGGAUAAGCUCAACAAGCGUAUGUUCUUCCACGGUGAUAAGAUGGCCAAACUGCACGAGCACGUCCACAAGGAGUACCUUCCGUCAAAUUACGGCGGAACUCUACCCGCGCUGGACUACGGUGGCAAGGACUGGUAUCCGGUCGCCGAGCAGCACCUCGAUUUCAUCAAGAAGUGGAACACGUGCGGUUUCAAGUAA